UCUAGUUAUAAGAUUCCGUAGUUCCACAGCCUGUGGAGUUACCAUCCAACAACGCCAUGAUCAAGGUCGCAGCGCUUUUGAUCGUACUGGCCGUCGGCCUAGUCCGAGGAGAGGAUGUGGAGGUCACGACCGUCACAGCAGAAGAGAUGAAACUGGAUGACGUCGACACUCCAGUCAAGUCAGACGACGAGAAGAACCCGGAGAAACGAGGAUUGUUUAGAGUGACAGGUGUACACGGAGAAAACCCUCAGUACCAAGUAGUGUACGCUCUACCUCAGCAAAUACCUCAGCAGCAAUAUCAGCACCCUGUGGAAACCCGUGCGGUUCCGUCAGCAUCUUACAAGCCCUACAUGGGGUACUCAGCCCAGCCUACUUACCAGCAACCCUUUGUUAUUCCCUCUCCCUCCAUGCCUGUGCCCUACAGCACCCCUACACCUAUGAUCCUCCUCAUGAUGCCUCCUCACCCUGGUAACCCCUACGGAUCUUUGAUUUUGGUUCCCGCCAGUAAUUUCUUUACUCCUAACCAUAUCAUGCCGUACAACGCUCCAGGAAGGGUUCCGAUUCAAUUCGUACCCCAGUAUGUGCCCGUGCCUGUGAAAGGGUACCAGGGUUCAGCGUACCCCACAGCGCACUUCAAGGACCAGUACUCCCAGAAGCCCCUGGUGCAGUCGCUGGGACCUCAGUACCAGGAGCAGCAGAGUUCUGGGGAGGAUGUCUCUCAGGAACACCCAAGCUCAGCGGCGAGUCAGGACUACGGAGCCAGAGUGAGACCGAUCGAUCAGUAUGUUAAGGGGUGAAGAAGAGGCAUAAUAGAGGGAAGGAGGAGAUUGUAAAUACAAUGAGCCAUAUAUACGUUACACUACUACAUGGUAGUUUCAAAUGCAUUUCAAAGUAAGAAAUAUUUUCUGUUUAGGAAUUGUUUCACGUUGUUGUUGUUAACUUUUAAAAUAUUUGAACCAGUUUGUCAUUUAAAGUAGGACUUUAUCAAUUUAUUUGAAUGUAAAGAUUUAGGUUAUGUUAAUUGAAGGUUAGUUCUUUCGACCAUUCACCCAUUCAUUUAUUCAUAAUCACAAUUCAUCUAUCCUCCAUUUAUUCAACUUAUAUAAUCUUCAACUCAUCCACUAACAACUACUAUAUUUCAUAACAUUUUCAAACCAAACACAUACAUCUAUCAAACAAAUUUAGCUCCAGUUACACCCUUAGUAGUCACGUUUCAUAGUUUAACCCAAGGUACCUAGGAGAAAGAAAAUGCGGAACUCACAAUCAGAGAAUUAUUUCAUAAUGCCCAGUUUUAUUUGGACAGAAUCGAUUCUCCCACAACAAUACGUUAGAUCAGUGACCGCGACUUUUCUCCUCUUCCUAAAUUUGCAGAACGACUUCGGUUCCGGCCGAGGGGUCCUGGCAGCGACCGUGAAAUAUAACAGGUAAUCUCCAAACACUCCGCGGGCCAACGUCAAGCGUCAUUCCUUAGAUGCAGAAAGCGUAAAGUCCUAGAAGGUUAUGGUUAGAUUAUGCUUGUGAUUGUUACAUAUGCUGAUGCUAAUAGCAGUAAAAGCAUAGGCUUGAGACGUUUGGCCAUUUACACGCUCUCUCCGACGUCAGUAAUGCUUUUGGAGUCUCACCUUUCUCAGAUAGCAUUUGUCAUCUCUUCUCAUAGCUCUUUGUCUGCUCUUAUUUACAUUGAACAUAUUUUUUCAGUCCAUUCUUACCUAUCCAUCACAACACAUAAAAAGGCAACAGUAAAAUGGCUAUUAGUGCAAUAGCAUCACGUUUAUCAAUUAUUUUUAUUAUACUGUUGUGUACAUAAUGUGAUAUUGUUGUUUUGUUGAUAUUGUUGUUGUAAAUAUUGUUUUUUUUGUUAGAUACAUGCAUUUUUAUUGA
Messenger RNA from Macrosteles quadrilineatus (aster leafhopper), 1881 nucleotides. RefSeq lists its product as uncharacterized. The transcript is spliced from 2 exons. The record is from RefSeq and is a predicted model, not a curated record. NCBI's taxonomy places the organism in Eukaryota, Metazoa, Arthropoda, Insecta, Hemiptera, Cicadellidae. Bases 57 to 797 code for a protein of 246 amino acids.